UGUUUCGGUUACAGUCCGGAAACCGCCAUCCACUCAACUCUGCCUUUCUUCACUGCAACAAUCUGCGCGCCGUUUUCAUUUCACUUCGUCGUCUUCAUCCUUUUGAUCGUUGUUUUGCUUCUUAACCGAAGAUUUUCAGGGGAGUGGUGAACGCAGAGGAAAUGUUGCUGCAGAGGAAUUUUUUGGUUGUUUUAGUGUUGAUUGGAGUGGUUUUUGGAGCCAAUUUGAGCGUUGUAAAGGCAUUGCCACGACGAAUUCUCUUGGACACAGAUGUGAAUACUGAUGAUUUAUUUGCUCUUUUGUACCUCUUGAAGCUUAAUCGAUCGGAGUUUGAGUUGGAGGCAAUCACUAUUAGCGCAAAUGCUUGGACAAGUGCUGGACAUGCAGUGAACCAAAUCUAUGAUAUUCUAUACAUGAUGGGCCGCGAUGAUAUUGCGGUUGGAGUUGGAGGAGAAGGUGGAAUACUCGAUGAUGGAACAAUUCAACCCAACGUUGGUGGAUAUAUUUCCAUAAUUGACCAGGGAUUGACGACUACAGGCGGAUGUAGAUAUAGACAAGCCAUUCCCCUUGGUAUUAGAGGGCGAUUAGAUGCUGAUACCAACUAUGGACUUCGCAAAGCCUUCCUCCCACAGGGAAGCAGGAAAUAUAAUCCUUUGCAACAAAAGACUGCUCAGCAGGUGAUGAUUGACAAAAUAUCUGAAGGCCCCAUUAAUAUAUUCCUUAUAGGAUCACACACAAAUUUUGCUAUUUUGCUCAUGAGUAAUCCACAUCUAAAGAAGAAUGUUGAGCAUAUUUAUGUUAUGGGUGGUGGUAUAAGAUCAGAGAACCCAACUGGCUGCUGUCCAGAAAAUGCCAGCAGAUCUUGCAUUCCUCGACAAUGCGGCGAUCCUGGUAACAUAUUCACAGAUUACACUAGUAAUCCUUAUGCAGAAUUCAAUAUCUUUGGAGACCCUUUUGCAGCAUAUCAGGUGAUCCAUUCUGGAAUUCCGCUCACCAUUGUUCCUCUGGAUGCUACAGACACCAUUCCCGUAACUAAGACUUUCUUUGAAGUAUUUGAGCAGAAUCAUGGUACAGUUGAGGCACAAUAUGCAUUCCAAACCUUGAAAAUAGCUCGUGAUUCUCGGCUUGGCGAGCAAUUCUAUACAUUUUUGCAGACUUAUUUCAUGUGGGAUUCUUUCGCAUCUGGUGUGGCAACAUCUAUCAUGCGUAACUCACAUACCGAUGAUGGUCAAAAUGAUUUUGCUAUGAUGGAGUACAUGAAUAUAACUGUAGUUACUUCAAAUAAACCGUAUGGUAAAUCUGAUGAGUCAAAUCCAUUCUUUUAUGGACGUCAAGUUCCAAAAUUUGAUCUUGAAGAAGGUGGGGUACACAGUGGGCAUGUUCAGACAGGGCUUCGAGAUCCCUUUUGUAUUGCGAGUAAUGGGAAAGGGAAAUGUCAGGAUGGUUAUACAGCAGAGGUAAUGGGUCCAGAAGGAGUGCAUGUUUUGGUUGCUACAAGAGCAAAGUCCAACCGGAACAUCUCCAGUCCUCUUGACAGAGAAUUUUACGUAGGCUUCUUAGAUGUUAUUAACAGUCCUAUAAACACAGGAAGAUUCAAUUUUACCACACAAUUCCCAUAUUACGAACAAGUUAUGUACAGACCAGAUUUCAGAAAUAUUAAACUGGGGAAACCUGUUGUGAUUGACAUGGAUAUGAGCGCUGGAGACUUUCUAGCGUUAUUCUAUCUUUUGAAAGUACCUGUGGAAGUUAUUGACAUCAAGGCAAUAAUAGCCAGUCCAACAGGAUGGGCAAAUGCUGCAACAAUAGAUGUUAUCUAUGAUCUACUGCAUAUGAUGGGUCGAGAUGACAUACCAGUAGGUCUUGGAGACGUAUUUGCAGUAAACCAAUCAGAUUCAAUUUUGCCUAUUGUUGGAGACUGUAAGUAUGCUAAAGCCAUUCCAAAUGGAUGUGGUGGAUAUUUGGACUCUGAUACUCUCUAUGGUCUUGCUCGUAAUUUGCCCAGAAGCCCAAGAAGGUACGCAGCAGAACACCCAGUAAAACACGGAGCUCCUCAAAACUCUCAGCAUGCUGAACUGAGACAACCUCUAGCCAUGGAAAUUUGGGAAUCCAUAUUGACAGAACUGGAGCCAGGAUCCAAGCUUUCAGUGCUUACCAAUGGACCAUUGACUAACUUAGCAAAGCUUAUUACAUCAAACAAAAACGCAAGCUCCGUUAUUCAGGAAGUUUAUAUAGUUGGGGGGCACAUCAAGGAUGAUGAUAUGGAUAAAGGAAAUGUCUUCACUGUUCCUUCAAAUAUAUAUGCAGAAUUCAAUAUUUUCCUUGACCCCUUAGGUGCAAAGACUGUUUUCGAGUCAACAGUUAAUAUCACGCUUGUUCCCCUUGGCAUUCAGCGAUGUGUCAGCUCAUUUGAAAAUUUCUUAGAAACUCUCUGCAAGAAAAAAAGGACGCCCGAGCUUCUCUUUGCCCGUCGUUUGCUGUCAAGACUCUAUCGCUUGAAGCAAUCAGACAUCUGUUAUAAGCAUGUGGAUACUUUCUUGGGGGAACUUCUUGGUGCAGUAGUCCUAACUGAAGAAGGCCGUGUGGAGCCAGUUUUUCAAUUCAGGCCUGUAAAAAUCUUAGCAGCUGGUGUUGAAUCUCAAGAUGGCCAAACUGUCAUCUAUGAGAAGGGCGGGAAAUUAAUCCGAAUACUGCAGAAUUUGAACCAAACAGCCUACUUUGACCUAUAUGCAACCCGGCUAAGUGAUAAGAUACAAUCUGCAGUGGUCAAAAGCUUUAAUGACCAGAUAAGAAUGUGGAAUAAACUGCGAAACCACACCUGUAAUUAUUGCCAUGGGUCAUGUGUUUGCUGAUAUUCACCGGAGAUGAAAACUUUUGGGCAUUUGUAUAAACAUAAAAAAGGUUUCCAUUUCGUGGUUCAUAGAAAGCAACAAACAAUAAGAUCUAGAUUGUCCCCCUAUCAAUUUAUGUCAUCAUCUAAGCUUGAUGCUGUUCUUAGUCCA
Cucurbita pepo subsp. pepo (vegetable marrow) is the source of this 2999-nucleotide messenger RNA. Its product is annotated as nucleoside hydrolase 3. The record is from RefSeq and is a predicted model, not a curated record. Lineage: Eukaryota; Viridiplantae; Streptophyta; Magnoliopsida; Cucurbitales; Cucurbitaceae. Gene Ontology annotation, molecular function: hydrolase activity, hydrolyzing N-glycosyl compounds.